AUGUCUCGCCGCUACGAUUCACGAACAACCAUCUUCUCGCCCGAGGGCCGUCUCUACCAGGUCGAAUACGCUCUUGAGGCCAUCUCGCACGCCGGAACUGCUCUGGGUAUCUUAGCAAAGGAUGGCAUUGUCCUGGCCGCCGAGCGCAAGGUCACCAGCAAGCUGCUCGAACAAGACACAUCCGCCGAGAAGCUGUACACCUUGAACGAUAACAUGAUCUGCGCCGUCGCUGGAAUGACUGCCGAUGCCAACAUCCUCAUCAACUACGCCCGCUCAGCCGCCCAAAACUACCUCCUCACCUACAACCAAGAGAUUCCUUGCGAACAGCUGGUCCGCCGCCUGUGCGAUCUGAAGCAAGGUUACACUCAACAUGGUGGUCUGCGUCCUUUCGGUGUUUCAUUCAUCUACGCUGGAUACGACGACCAGCGCCAAUUCCAACUCUACCAGAGCAACCCCAGUGGCAACUACGGUGGUUGGAAGGCCACCAGCGUUGGCGCGAACAAUGCCAGCGCUCAGAGUUUGCUCAAGCAAGACUACAAUGAUGAGUGCUCGUUGAGAGAAGCCUGCGGUCUGGCCGUCAAGGUUUUGAGCAAGACUAUGGACUCCACAAACCUCAGCAGCGAAAAGAUCGAGUUUGCCACGGUCGGCAGAACAAAGGAAGGCACUGUCUACCACCACCUCUGGGGUGCCGAGGAGAUCGACGCUCUACUCAAGGAGCACGGUCUGUCCAAGCCCGCAAGCUCAGAAGAGACCACUGAGCAAGCUGUGGGCAGUGCCGGCUAUGCUGAGAACAGACCUGAGAACUAG
Molecule: messenger RNA, 807 nt
Organism: Aureobasidium melanogenum CBS 110374
Lineage: Eukaryota; Fungi; Ascomycota; Dothideomycetes; Dothideales; Saccotheciaceae
Product: N-terminal nucleophile aminohydrolase
Exons: 3
Coding region: 1-807 (268 amino acids)
Biological process (GO): ubiquitin-dependent protein catabolic process
Cellular component (GO): cytosol; nucleus; proteasome core complex
Source: RefSeq, a predicted model, not a curated record